AUGGUGCUCAUGGAGGCCUAUAAGUACCAGCCUUUAGCUCACGCCAGCGAUAUAAGGUUGCUCCGUCUGCAUGCAGCUACACAAUCGAGGGACCCGAUACAAAUCAGCAUAGAACACCACGAGAGAUUGCCAGCGGUUGCCAGGUCAAGGUUCGACCUUGACGCUGCUUAUCGCGAUGCUCGAACCGAAUUUGAAAGAGUACGGAAUGAUCUGGAAGCCGACAAAACUCUUCAGCAUUAUGUAAAACGCGAUCUCGUGCGAUCGGAUACCGAUGCACAUCAUGCCGAUUUGAGUGAGGCUCGGUCUCAAAUGCAAAUACGAUAUAAGGUCGCCAAGACAGAGUUUGAAGAACAAUCUGCGAAAUACUGGGCGCGGCGCCAGGAAGAAGCUUCAGCGCCUGAUGCACCCCCACUCUGGUCUUUGAGCUACGAGGCCCUGUCGUAUGCUUGGGGCACUGACCCAACGACUGACACAAUCUCUGUCCUCGAGGCAGGAAGUGCUCGGUCGCUUGAAGCUCGUCGCAACGUGGCUGAGAUGCUACGAAAUUUGCGCAGACCGAGGAGUGAUCGUCAACUUUGGAUUGAUUCCAUUGCCAUAAAUCAAGCUGACUUACAUGAGAAAGAGAGUCAAGUCAAACAAAUGGGGGUCAUAUACGCGGACGCAAGCCGCGUCCUCAUUUGGUUAGGACCAGAGUCAGAUAGCGAGGAGUCGGUUCAGAACGAGAACGAUGACAAUAUCAUCCACUCUGCUCUUGAGCCUUCCAUUGAGCUCAUUAAGCGUUCUUGGUUUCAUCGACGCUGGGUUAUUCAGGAAGUUGGACUAGCAUCAGAAGCUGUCAUGGUGUGUGGUACAAAAUCGGUCGAGUUUCAGGAAUUUGUGUGUCGCAUUGAACGCUUACAGCGACUAUCUGAAACUUCUUCGAUCGCCUUCAUCCCCACGGACAAAACCGUCAUCGAACGACUUCGGGCCAUGGCGAACCUGCAACUCUCUUGUCGAGGGCAAUUCCUUCCCAGGAGGUUACUAGAUCUCUUGCUCAACUUUGCCGCCGCAAAGUGCUCCGAUGAUCGCGAUAUACUUUACGCUUUGAACAGUCUCAGCAUGUCACCACUCUCUAUCAGUUAUCGAGUGCCUACUGAAGAUCUCUACAUGAGUUUUGCUUAUUCGGAAGUAAUGCAAACCCCUUCGAUUCUGUUAAGUGUUGCUGGCGCACAUCCUACGUCGUCGAAAUCACUACCUUCAUGGACACCAGACUGGCGUGUAACGCCUAUCUACGAACCCUACGCCAAUCGCAAUUUCGAUAGCGCCUAUCGAUCCAAGAUUAAAUGGAACCAGAUCAUAAUGCUUGAUCAAAUGACCUUGACCGUUAUGGGAAAGCAGAUGGGCAAGGUCGCCUUGACAAGCACGUUCCAUAAUCUGGAGAACUGGGUCAAACUUUAUGUUUCUCACAGUAGUGAACUUCCGCAUAGUGAGAAUUUAUCUGCUCUUGACCUACUGAAGGUGCUCACACGUUCGCGCGGUGGUCUCCAUAGGCUGUCGUCGGACCAGCAUAGCAUACUUCUUAGAUUUCUGACUCGAGACCCAACCCUAAACGAGAGACCAGCGAAAUUUGUGCAAAGAUUCUUCGGCGAAAUUGACGAAACUAUGCGUGGAAGAACGUGCUUCGUCACUGACGGUGGUGCUAUUGGCAUGGGGCCAGCGAAAAUACGAGUAGGUGAUGUUCUCAUUCAGAUUUCUGAUAGCCCAGGCGUCACUGCUCUACGUCCAGUGCGUGAAAGCGCGUCAAUACCGAGCAAAUACGCAUCGGGGCCUGAACCAGGCUUGGGGAACGCGCUUGUCAACGUCCCGCGUCCCAGUGAUGGGGGUUCAGCCUCUGCGAAAUAUAUUGUGGUGGGUGAUUGUCACGUCCCUCGGCUCGUUCGUGGUCACAUUCAGCCUACACUCGCUCUAGAACACCUUAGUCCCUUCACCAUUGUGUGA
Messenger RNA from Alternaria atra, 1977 nucleotides. RefSeq lists its product as uncharacterized. Lineage: Eukaryota; Fungi; Ascomycota; Dothideomycetes; Pleosporales; Pleosporaceae. The record is from RefSeq and is a predicted model, not a curated record. Bases 1 to 1977 code for a protein of 658 amino acids. The transcript has a single exon.